Fusarium keratoplasticum is the source of this 1698-nucleotide messenger RNA. Its product is annotated as Fungal-trans domain-containing protein. Gene Ontology annotation, cellular component: nucleus. Bases 1 to 1698 code for a protein of 565 amino acids. Gene Ontology annotation, biological process: DNA-templated transcription; positive regulation of transcription from RNA polymerase II promoter by galactose. The record is from RefSeq and is a predicted model, not a curated record. NCBI's taxonomy places the organism in Eukaryota, Fungi, Ascomycota, Sordariomycetes, Hypocreales, Nectriaceae. The transcript has a single exon. Gene Ontology annotation, molecular function: zinc ion binding; RNA polymerase II cis-regulatory region sequence-specific DNA binding; DNA-binding transcription factor activity, RNA polymerase II-specific.
AUGCUGGUUAACCUUGCGAGUAACCUCGAGUUACUUGGACAACCUAAUCCGCCAGACGAUUCCUCGCGUCUCUUGGCGCCUCUUGCAGAGAUCAACAACUCAGCUGUCUAUCUCACCUCUAUUCAGGAGGGCUACUUCAUCAGCCUCUUCUGGCAAAGCUACCACACUUCGCUCUACUCCGUACUGCACGAGGCAUCCUUCAACAGUCACUACCAAUCACUCUACACCAACGUACCGCCUGGGAACUCGAGGAGACCUUCCGCACUCGUGGAUAUAGUCAUUGCCAUGUGCAUGCAGUACGGCACUUCGAAACUGCCCCGUGGUGAGCAAGGGAACCUUGCCCAAGAUUACGAUGCCACAAUGGCUGGCCGAUGGUACUAUCGACGUGCUCAAGCUCUUCUCGCUUGCGAGGUGCAAAGCCCAUCAAUAUCGACUCUCCAAUGCCAAUUGCUCUGCGCCGCAUAUGUGUGUGGCGGCUCAUUCCACAACAUGGCCGACAGCAUCAGUGGUUUGGCUGUGCGCACAGCGUACACGCUUGGCCUCCAUAUCGACCCUUCGCCGAGCAUGCCAGAACCUGAACGUCAGAUGAGAAGACGGCUAUGGUGGUCAGUGUUCGAGCUGGAUACCCUGGUGGGCCUAAAAUUGGGCCGUCCGUUUCUCGUUCAGGAUUCCCACGUCAUGCCGGAACUACCAAGCGAUAGCCUCGACGCAGCGAUACUCUCCGGCUCAACCUUUGCUCCUAUUGCAAACGAUACGACUUGGUUAAGCUUCAAUCUGAAUCGAGUCAAGCUAUAUAGAGUCGUCCGAACUAUCCACAACGCUACGUAUAGCCAUGAUCUAGGUCUAGCGAAUGGAAAGACGGUUUACGGAUAUCCGGACCGUUUGGAAGAUUUGGCAAAUGCCAUUUACCCACUCACAAAGCACCUGGAAGACUGGAUUAAGCAGGUUCCCAGUGCACUAAAGACUGGUCGCAAGGAGCAAGGCAAGGCCUUCUCGAUGGACGGGUCCCUCUUGGACAUUGAGCAAUAUGCACCCAAUUGGCUCCAACGGCAGCGGUUACUUCUAGAAUUGGAGUACUGCCACAUAUACGCCAACCUCAACCGCCCCUUCAUCUCAUUCACUACUCAUCAAGUACCUGGUUGCCGGGGUUACGAGAUGGCUGGGAGAAGCGCGUCUCAUGCCAUAGAGCUUUGUAACAUCACCCAUCAAAUUCUGUCUGGUACGUCACUUCUUCACGGUUGCCAUCAGGUCUUCCAGUGGCAGUGGAAUGGAGCCAUGACACUCAUCGGGUUCGUUGUUGCCUAUCCGCAACAUGCACUGACUCCAGCUGCUCGGGGCGCAAUCAAGCUUGCAGUAUCUUCUCUGGAGACAUUUGGGACUGGCUUUGAGGCUGCGGCAAAAGCAGCUAUCAUCGUGCGCACAUUAUCCUCUAACCUGGACUCCGUCAUGGAUGGCCUGGCUGUUGCCCACAACUCUGAUGCCAGUAUGGGUAACUCAGCAACCGACAACAAUGUCUCAAUGGGUGCUAUCCCCUCUUCAAAUGCCGUGGCUGGGGACAGUGAUAUCAAUCACAAUACUACGACGGACGUGGAUCUUUUCGACAUGGCCCUUGGGGUAGAUUUCUGGGCUGGCAUGGACGUGCUUUGGCCAGGCGUUUCUCUCAACGUGGGGGAAGCCUCUUUAUCUAGUGUGCAAUGA